AAUAAGAACGGCUUCUGCGAAAUGAAUAUUGAAGUUGAGGAAAAAAUACGGCAACUUGAAUGUGUGAUAUGCUCAAAAUGCUCAACACUAACACAUCUUCACAUGUAUGGAUUGCCGUCGACGAAUCGAGACGAUGUCCUCAAUCAGGCUAUCUUCGCGCGUAUCAAUUGUUUAUUGUUGGAAGGAUCAUGGCGUCGUCUGUGUGAUGAGAUUGUUUCAUGUUUGCCAGAUUAUAGUUGUGCCACGCAAAUCGGCUCAUUACAGCAGUUAUUCGAUCAUAUCGAGUUAUUGUUGGAUGUAAACAACACCAAUAAAACAUUGGUGAUUGUCUUUGCUUUCGCUGAAUCUCUGCAACGGCUCAGCGCUCGAUUUUUGAAGGCUUUGUUUGCAGCACCACGGAAGUUUAAAGGUACAGUGAAAUUGAUAACAGUUGCCACAGUGCCGUGGUCUGAUUUCGAAAGUGUUGAACACAUCUCGUCUCCGUUACAAUUUUCGUUCAGGAAUUGGAACAAAGAUGAGCUACUGCAUAUUCUGUGUGAACGAGUACCAUAUGGCGAGAAAUUUGUACGUCUCAUCUUGGAUACUGUCUAUCAAGUUUGCAGAGAUUCACAACAACUUGAAUAUUUGAUACAGUCGUUUUGGGACAAAAAUCAACAGCUUUGUUCAACUGUCUUCGAUCCAGCCUAUGAGACGACCGCUAAUGAUUAUAAAACAUUAGAGCCGAAACUUCGACGAUGCUGUGAGGAGUUGUUUUAUCGAUUCGACAGACAUUCCAUCAAAGAGGUCGACGAUUUCCAUUCAACUGAUGAGGACAAUGUUGAAGGUCUGCCAAUGUCAACGAAAUACUUGUUGGUUGCGGCAUAUUGUGCUAGUUAUAAUCAACCAGCCACAGAUCGACGUUUCUUCACAAAGAAUCACGGUAAACAAAGACGACGGUCAUCAAUGGCCAAAACCGAUCGCGAGGCAUCUGCCCAUGAGAAUGGCCCGAAAAGUUUCGAUUUACAACGACUUUUAUUUAUUUAUUUAUCGUUUUUGGAAGCGUAUUCCACGAGAACGCCUCAAUGUUCUAAUAUUCAUACGCAGUUAUCUGAUCUGUGCAGGAAGGGUUAUCUGUGUAAAACUUCUACUGAUGCGAAUCUGGAUAUGCCCAAAUAUAAAUGUUUGACUUCAUACGAAACACUGAGCCGUCUUAGCGAUUCCCUUGACAUCAAGUUAACGGAUUACCUAUCAGACUUCACCCUAUGA
This is a messenger RNA of Anisakis simplex (herring worm), 1245 nucleotides long. Lineage: Eukaryota; Metazoa; Nematoda; Chromadorea; Rhabditida; Anisakidae. The record is from the annotation of a GenBank genome assembly.